This is a messenger RNA of Drosophila sechellia, 2069 nucleotides long. RefSeq lists its product as uncharacterized. The record is from RefSeq and is a predicted model, not a curated record. The coding region runs from base 1687 to 2022 and encodes 111 amino acids. NCBI's taxonomy places the organism in Eukaryota, Metazoa, Arthropoda, Insecta, Diptera, Drosophilidae. The transcript has a single exon.
GGUCAUGGUCGGGAUUAGAAAAAAAAAACAUUUUUACUUAAUCAAGUAUACGACAUGUGGCCGUCAGGCCAUAAGGAAUAUUAAAGUGGGCCACAUACAUAAGUUUGAAAGAUGAAUGAUAGUUGGAAAUGGAAAAACCAUGUUCUUUUAAAGCCAACCAAUUUUAUUGAAACAAUAAUUGAUUAACUGUAGUAACAACUGAGUCUUAUACAUAUAUUCAAUUCAAAAUGAUAAAAAUCUUCGAAAGCAAAGUGCUUAAUUGAUUCUACAGUGUAUUUACUUUUUAUAUGCCAGCGAACCAAUUAAAACCCAAUUGUUUCUGAUUGAAAUCCCAGUAUUUGAUUAAAAGUUCCGAAAUGCGUGACGAUAAAUUGUUUUUUUACGCCUCUUUGCCUGCUCCGUAAAUGGAAUUUUUAAUCCUUGGCGGCACUGUCGAUGUCCUUAAUUGAAUGGGGUGUGCUCCGUGGCUUUGGGCUGGCUUUGUUUUGGUGCUCGGACGCAAUGGCACCUUCCAUUAUUCCGAUGUUACCACGCGUGAUGAACUUGUCGCCGACCACCACUGCACAGUAGUCCAUAAUUUAUUUAGCCCAAAGGUUGUUCGCGGGGGUGGUGGCACUGACACCGGCUAAGUUAAUCAAUAAUUUCAUCUCUAAUGCAUGGCCUUGACAUGGCAUAAAUAGAAACAACCUGCUUAAAUUAGCCAUGUUCGUUAGCCAUUUAGCCUGCAGAAGCAACGGAUUAAAAUAUUAAGUAAACUGAAGUUUGUCGACUUAAGCUGUUUGUUUGUUUUUCCGAAAAUGUUGAAUUUGUCGAGCAAUAAUUUUUAUGAUAUAUAGGUGUUUAUAGAGCCGUGGAUGCCUUUAAAAUUUAACAUUUUCUUUUAUAAAAAAGCUUUAAGUCAACAUAGCACUUCUUGAUUCUUUUACUCAAAAAGAAAUAAAAUCCCUUACAAACAGAGCCUAUCCCAACAAUAAUAAUACUGAUGAGAAAGGAAACUCACCACAAUGAAGACAUGAACCUAAAAAGCUUUUGCACUUAGCUUUAAAGGACCAAAACAGCAAGCUACUAGCAAAAGCUUUUUAGAAAGCACCUACUUAAUUUCCAUGGCUUCCUACCUCAAUAAUAGAAGCUUGAGUUUCCAAAAGCACUCCGUGGUUAUUCGAUACUGACCACCUUGCACUGACCAACUUGUUGAUGCCUCGACAGAACGUGCAUUUGUUUAUGUUUAUUGCGUUUGCUUUACCGUCAUUUAUUUAUUAUGACUGAGAAUUAUUUGUAUAUAUGCGAGCAAUGCCCUGAAGUAGUAGAAAUUCGUUGGCAGUUUAUUUCAUUUGGAGCCAUCGGCAGAGUUGGUUUACACUCUACUUCUCCUUAUCCAAGAUGUCUUCCUAUUCGAGAAAGGAUUUCGAACCAGCUGCCUAUGUGGAAGUCCGCAAUGGUAGCUGUCUAAAGGCGGAAAAAUCACCUGGCAGGUGGGAAAAUGAGAUCAUCAGGUCGGCUGCCCAAGAGCACGAACAGAAAAUGCGACAGCGAUUUGUAGAGAAAACCAACAGAGAUCAUGAUAAAAAAUUCAAACAUAAAACUGAAUACGACUAAGUAGGCAUAGAAAUUUGUUUCAAAUAUAUGACAUUGGAAUUUAUUUUCAAUUGGAAGUAGAAAGUCGGCUUGUUUGUAUUUUCUUCAAAAAUGUUUUCCACCUAUUCGAUCAAUGAUGUGGCCGCCAAUGAAGAAGUAGAUCAUACCGAGGAGGAUUUUUCUUCAAAAGUCGAAGCCGAUAUAAAGUCGAUCAUCCAUCUGGCCCACCAGGAGCAGGAGGCUGUGAUCCACCACAAUGUUACGAGCGCGAUGAAGCAACGCGCAGAAGAGUUGGCCAAGCUGUGGGAUAUUCGAUCAUCAUUAUCAAGCUUAGCGCAGAUCAAGGCCGCUCGUGAUGAGGAACUUAGAGCUCUAUUGGACCAAAUCGUUACGAAUGAGGACAGUAGCGAUGAUGAUGAAGAUGAAGACAAGGAAGAUCCCUUUUAAUGUCACUAUCAUCUGUUAAUUAAAUGCUUGAGUGGCUUAAAAGACAA